Ceraceosorus guamensis is the source of this 990-nucleotide messenger RNA. RefSeq lists its product as hypothetical. The coding region runs from base 220 to 885 and encodes 221 amino acids. NCBI's taxonomy places the organism in Eukaryota, Fungi, Basidiomycota, Exobasidiomycetes, Ceraceosorales, Ceraceosoraceae. The record is from RefSeq and is a predicted model, not a curated record. The transcript is spliced from 2 exons.
UGAGUCCCGAGUCGUGAGCAGAGGGCGUGUACGUGUGUGUGUGAUGUGUGUCUGUGUCUGUGUAAGAACGUCCGUGCGCUCGCUCCACCACACCACAUGCACCGCACCGCACCGCACCGCGCCCAAAAAAAGCACGCAAUUCGUGGAUCCGAGUGACUGUUAUUGCGAGAAGGCGCGCGCGCUCUCAUUCAUUCACCAUUCACCAUUAGCGCCUGAUGCAUGCUUGACUGCGGAAUCAGAAGCCACGCAGGACACGCGCGAGAGCCAGAAAUAAGACGAGCACAGCACACGCACGACAAUCCAUUCGACCUUCUGAUUGCGCACCCCAAGACUCACACUCUCGAUCUAUCGCGAAUCCUCGGACACGCUCGCUCGCUACACACUCGAGCGAGGUUUCAAGGGAGAAAAACAGACCCCGCCCGAUCCAACUCUCUGCGCUUCGCUUCUCCUCCUGCUGGCGCACGUAUACGUCCGCAAGCACGCACGCAAGCACGCAAGCACGCACGCGCGCGCACCUACCCAGCUGACGCUGCUGCACACUCCUCUUCUUGUCGACUUUCUCAUCAUCAUCAUCAUCAUCAUCAUCUCAUCGGCGCUAGAAGAAGAAAUCGCGUCAUCUCACGUGAUAUCUCUCUGACACAGAUCACGUGUGGGGGGUUCAAGCAUGCAUGUGCAGAGAGGCAGCCAUCACGUGCAGCUAGGUCCGGCGCUCGAUCCAGUCUUGGAUCCGUCACAGCUCACGCGUGCGCCCCGAUCCUGCUACAAGGUGUGCCCUUUGUGGGACAGAUGGACAGACAGACAGACAGCGACGAUCUUCUAGCAAUCCGCGAUGGCCCCAUAGCAUGCGGGCGAUGCCAGCAUCAUUCAUCGAAUGAAACGCCAUGAUACUCUCCGCUCGAGAGCCCCUCAUCUCAUCUCAUCUCAUCGGAGAUUCGCCCAAUGUGAAGCUUUCCCCCCUCUAGAGAAGGGGCCCACCCAUCCUUGCAUUGG